AUGACAAUGAACCACCGAGAAGCAGACUUUUCCCCCUCUCUUUUUCUUCAAAAACGCCAGUUUCCCUUGCCGCCUUUUCCUCGACGCGAAAGAGAAUCUACUAAUACGCCCCAUGCCGCCAACACCCAGCAUCGUCCUGGCAGAACCCCCUCAUCAAAGCACAUGACGUUUCCCACCAUGUCCUACUUUCUGCAAUCUCCCAUCUUUGCCGCCCCAGCUGCGCUACAGCCUCUCUGGGUAUCCGCGCCUUCGUACACCCUCGUGCCACUGCAGCCUGCUGCGGCAGCUCCCCCCAGUCUGGUAAUCCAGCUACGCGGAGCCUCCAGCACCGGCACAGGUGCCUCAGUCCCGCCCAACCCGGUAGUCCAGAUCCGCAGCGUCUCCAGCACCGGCACCGGCGCCGGCACCGGCACCGGUUUCACCAUCCGCAUCGUGCUGUACAGCCACGCCGGACCCUCGGACGAGUGGUGGUGCCGCACCGCGCUGGCCUCGUCAGCCGAACGGCCCACCAGGGAGCGUCUCGUCGCGGAGAUUGCCCGCUUGGCCGCGCGGCACGGCAUCGCGACGUGGAGGCAGGCCACGUUGGUGGUCAUGCGGGACUCGUCCGUGCCGCGAAUCACGGACGAGGUGGGGCCCGUCCGGGACGAGAAUGUCGCUCGCCUUCUCGAGCUUGGAGGGACCGACGGCGACGGCUGCGACGACAACGACGACAACACGGUGGAGCAGGCGAUGGCCUGCGGCCCGGCGUCUUACCUUUACGUCUUGGCGGGUGGCCAGCGCGGAGGGCGGCGAUGA
Messenger RNA from Ustilaginoidea virens, 795 nucleotides. RefSeq lists its product as uncharacterized. The record is from RefSeq and is a predicted model, not a curated record. The transcript is spliced from 2 exons. NCBI's taxonomy places the organism in Eukaryota, Fungi, Ascomycota, Sordariomycetes, Hypocreales, Clavicipitaceae. The coding region runs from base 1 to 795 and encodes 264 amino acids.